Molecule: messenger RNA, 1989 nt
Organism: Priapulus caudatus
Lineage: Eukaryota; Metazoa; Priapulida; Priapulimorpha; Priapulimorphida; Priapulidae
Exons: 12
Source: RefSeq, a predicted model, not a curated record
AUGUGUUGCGCUCUCGACUCGUCGGAGGCGAGUUCCGAACACGGCUGGUCGUCUGCGUCGCGAUUCCCCGUAGUUGGCACGGCAACGCAAAGCCAGUACGUCGUCGGCACGCUCCAGCCCGAAUUCGCAGGUGGCGCCCUCGUGCAGCAGGCCUCGAACAAUGGCCUGGCGCUCGUAAACCAGGACCAGUGCCAGGUGGCAGCACCGCUGCAAGGCGACGGCACGCAGCAUCUCGGGCAGCUCGCGUUGAAGAGCGAUUCGCCCGCGCAGAGGGUGGCGACACAAGUGCUGAGCGCGCAGCAGCAGCAGCAGCAGCAGCAGCAGCAGCAGGUCAUACAGCUGCUAUCGCAACCAGGGGGCGUAUACGUGUGUCUCGCCGCCGCUGUAGCUGGCGCCACUCAGCAGCAGCAGACGGUCUACACGCAGUCUCCGGGCGACCAGCAGCAGCAGCAGCAGCAGCAGACGGCGAUGACUUCAUCGUGGCCGCAAGCGCAGAUUGUCCUCGAUCCGGUCGGCUCUAGUCUGACGCCGUCGUACGGCUCGUGCUCCAGCCCCGUGUUCUCCGGCCCCUACUACUGGUACUGCAUCGUCGACUUGGCUUCUGCUCUCUCACCCAAACUGCAGACUCCCUUAUUUUCUGUGGACUGCCUCUUUUUGAAGUCUAGUACUGGAGAAUUCUCUUGUUUCAGGAAGCCGCUGCAUCCGGCGGAAGCCGAGGCGACAGCAGAGGGCGCCACCGACGAAUCGUCGGAGAAUUCGUCCGUGAUAACGAUUCCGCUUCCCACCACAGAUGGCGCCGCCGGCAGCCCCGUCAUCGCCGAGCGCGAGGCAGGUGGCAGCACGUGUCCCGACUCCGGCGGCGUGCCGAAACUUCAGCCGCACUUUGAGCGCGCGUUUCACGCGCAGCUCUACGGGGUGGCGCCACCGUCUCCGACGACGGCGGACGGGGUGGCGGCGGCCGGAGAGGUGGCGCCACCGUCGGUGCCGCUCGAGCAGGGCUGCUACGCCGUCUGCCGGCACUGCGGCGGCAUGAGCACGGACAAGCGAACGUGCACGCGCUGCCGGCGCCCCCUGCCGGACGACACGCGACUAUACCGUCCUCCGCACGAGAGGUGCGGCGACGUCGGCCUGAAGAGGGCGCUAGCGUCACAGGGCGGCGACGCAAACAAGUACCGCAUCGUCGUGCCGACGCUCGCGAAGCCGCUGCCCGUCGGCGCCACCUACCGGGCGAAGUUGAGCGCGAUGACAAAGGCGUUUCGUGCCGACGACCUGACCUUUGACCCAAGUAACGCGUCGGGAGAGAAGCGCGGCACCGCCAGGGGGCGUGGCAGGGCGCGCGGGCGCGGGCGGGCCGGGGGACGGCAAAAGGAACCGGUGCUGCUGUGCAUUUCGUCGGAUGACGACGAGGAGCUCAAAGAGAUGGCAGAGGGCGCCACCGCCUCGGAGGAGCGCUCUCUUGUUCCCUACCCGGAUACUCCCCCGCCGGACGCUGACGCAGCAAGCCCCGGCGGACAACAAGAGGUGCCGGACCUCGAGCAGCUGAACAAUCAGAUAGAGGGCGUUCCUCGGCCGCUGCCCGCCGGCCGCCGCCAGGCGAUGCGCGACAACGACGGCCACGUGAUCCUCAAGGUGGCGCCGCCGGCUAAGGAGGCGAAGUCGAACGCGAGCGGUGGCGCCCCCGCGGCAUGCGGUGGCGCCCUCAUUCCCUGCAGGAAAAUCCUGGUGGGGUCGUUCCGCACUUUUGGCCACAAGAGGCCGACGAUGAAGAUCUCUGAGACGGAGAUGCAGCUAACGCUACAGGAAGGAGAGAAGAGUUAUAUGGUGACGUUGGAGGUGGAGCAUCUGACGCGAUGCUUCAGCCACCUGAGGGACGACUUCUUCGUGCUGAUCUUCUACACGACGCCGUGGUCGGGUCUGAUGAUACGCGAGCGGUUGAACAUGAAGGACAUGAACGGUCCGAUGUACGACCCGGGUAGCGCAGGUACGUGC